Nyctereutes procyonoides (raccoon dog) is the source of this 1044-nucleotide messenger RNA. RefSeq names its product zinc finger protein ZFP2-like. The transcript has a single exon. The record is from RefSeq and is a predicted model, not a curated record. Lineage: Eukaryota; Metazoa; Chordata; Mammalia; Carnivora; Canidae. Bases 1 to 1044 code for a protein of 347 amino acids. Gene Ontology annotation, cellular component: nucleus.
AUGAGAGCCCACAGUGGAGAAAAACCUUUCAAAUGUAACCAAUGUGGGAAAGCCUACAGUUCAAGUUCUUACCUUACACGGCACAAAAGAAUUCACACUGGGGAGAAGCCCUAUGAAUGCCGUGAUUGUGGAAAAACCUUCAGAGAUAGUUCACUUCUCAAACAACAUGAAGGAACCCAUUCAAAGAACAAACCCUACAAAUGUAAUCAGUGCAGCAAGACCUUCAGUAGAAACUCUAGGCUUACCACGCAUAAGGUAAUACAUACCAGAGAGAAGCCCUAUGUCUGCGACGAUUGUGGGAAAACCUUCAGUAUUCUUUCAUACCUUACAAGACAUAAGAGAAUUCACUCGAGAGAGAAGUCCAUUGAGUGUAGCCACUGUGGAAAAGCAUUAAGUAGUCUGUCAUCCCUGAAGGCACACCUGCGGAUACAUACUGGUGAGAAGCCUUACAAAUGUGAUCAGUGUGGGAGGACUUUUAGAAUGAGCUGUAAUCUUAAUGUGCACAAGAGAAUGCAUGCUGGAAAGAAACCAUGUAUGUGCAAUGACUGUGGGAAAGCCUUCAGGGAUCGCUCAUGCCUUAAAGAACACAUGAGAAUUCACACUGGAGAGAAACCAUUUGAUUGUAAUCAGUGUGGGAAAGCCUUUAGAUUGAAAUCUUUACUCAAUUUGCACAAGAAAAUUCACCUGAUAUCGAAACCAUAUCAGUGUAAGGAAUGUGAAAAAGCCUUCAGUGGUCCCUUAUCUUAUACGAGACAUAUGAAAAAGCACACCAGGGAAAAGAAACCCUUCAAAUGUAGUGAUUGUGGAAAAGCUUUUGCGAGGCAUGUAUCCCUUACAAUACACAUAAGAACUCACACUGGAGAGAAACCCUAUGAGUGUGAUCAAUGUGGGAAAACCUUCAGUGUAAGGUGUAAUCUUACUGUGCACAAGAGAGUCCAUACUGGUGAAAAGCCCUAUCAAUGCAAUGUCUGUGGGCGUGCUUUCAGUAAGCUAUUAACCCUUCGGCGGCAUCAUGAGAGCACUCAUGGGGGACAAAAGUCGUAG